AUGAGUUUCAAGGGCGUGGGAAAGAGCAUAACGCGCGCGCCGCAGCAGUUCAAACAGCGCUUCAAUAUCGGCGAUAUUACCAAGGAUGCCGUCUAUAUUGACGCCGAAAGGCGGUUUGAAGAACUCGAGAAAGAGACCAAAAAGCUGCAUGAUGAGUCCAAGAAAUACUUUGACGCUAUCAACGGCAUGCUCACCCACCAGAUCGAGUUCUCCAAAGCUAUCGGCGAGAUCUACAAGCCUAUAUCGGGCCGCAUGUCAGAUCCCAACUCCACAAUACCAGAGGGUAACCCAGAAGGCAUCCAGGCAUGCGAAGAGUACGAGUCAAUAGUCGCCGAUUUGCAAGCUACCCUGCAACCCGAGCUGGAGAUGAUCGAGCAGCGAGUUAUUGCCCCUGCCGACCAACUCCUCGAAGUCAUUAAAGUCGUUCGCAAGGUCAACCUCAAACGCGAUCAUAAGCAGCUCGACUACGAUCGUCACCGAGCGGCCCUCAAGAAGCUGCAAGACAAAAAGGACAAGACACUCAAAGACGAGAAGGCCCUCUUCAAGGCGGAGAACGACGUUGAGCAGGCAACCCAGGACUACGAGUAUUUUAACAACCUUCUCAAGGACGAGCUACCCAAACUCUUUGCGCUGGAGUCCGAGUUUAUUCAGCCACUCUUCCAGUCCUUUUACUACAUGCAACUCAACGUCUUUUACACCCUACACGAGAAAAUGCAAGGCAUCAACAUCGGAUACUUCGAUCUCGCCCUUGAUAUUGAAGAGGCCUUUGAGGCCAAGCGAGGUGAUGUCAAGGAACGCGCCGAAGAGCUGUCCAUUGUUCAUUUCAAGACCACCGGCGGUGUCAAGGGUCCUCGCGGCACAUCACAAUACCAGUCCAAGUACGCUCUCAAGGCCAAGGAAGCUGAGGCGAACAAGUACAAGUACGGUGGUCGUACUGGAUCCGCUUCCGCCGACCCCGAGGCCGGUAUCGCAAAUCCACCACCUCCCUACUCGCCUCCCUCUUCUGGAUCUACACCAACUUCUCCCGCCUUCUCUGCAAUAGGCAAGCCAAAGCCUCCGCCACCAAAGCCGAAGCCCAGCAGACUCAGCGGCGCGCCGAACGUCGAAACAGUGACCGCGCUGUACGAUUACGAAGCGCAGGCUGAGGGCGAUCUGAGUUUUAUGACCGGCGACGUAAUUGAAAUUGUGACACGAACUCAGAACGAAAACGAGUGGUGGACCGGAAAAGUCAAUGGGCGUCAAGGACAAUUCCCUGGUAAGUCUGCCUUGUUGGCAAUGCUCUGUUCUGACAUGCCGGUAGGAAACUAUGUGCGAGUGAACUGA
This is a messenger RNA of Cyphellophora europaea CBS 101466, 1323 nucleotides long. RefSeq lists its product as uncharacterized. Bases 1 to 1323 code for a protein of 440 amino acids. The record is from RefSeq and is a predicted model, not a curated record. Gene Ontology annotation, biological process: endocytosis; actin cortical patch localization; plasma membrane tubulation. Gene Ontology annotation, cellular component: mating projection tip; actin cortical patch; medial cortex. Gene Ontology annotation, molecular function: protein binding; lipid binding. The transcript has 2 exons. NCBI's taxonomy places the organism in Eukaryota, Fungi, Ascomycota, Eurotiomycetes, Chaetothyriales, Cyphellophoraceae.